Closterium sp. Naga37s-1 is the source of this 1539-nucleotide messenger RNA. Lineage: Eukaryota; Viridiplantae; Streptophyta; Zygnematophyceae; Desmidiales; Closteriaceae. The record is from the annotation of a GenBank genome assembly.
AUGCCCAACUUUGAGAACCUAAUCUAUACCGCCCGUUCCUCCCCACAUUGUUCAUCCAACGGCUCAUCUUCAAGUACUUCCGCAAAUCCCGGAUCAGGGGAAUCGGCGGGGGAAUCAGGGGGAAUCGGCAGGGGGACGACGGGGGGAUUUGCAGUGGGUUCGACCGGAGAAUCCGCCACGAGUUCUACCAGCAAAGUGGCUCUCGACUCUCCUGGAAGCAUAAGCGCUGCCGCGGACUCAGCGCCGCAACAUGCGGCGGGCGCUGCGGGAUCCAGGUUACGGGGGGAACGGGUAAUGCACCCGAUUACGCUGCCGGGAGAGGCGGCAGGCGCGCCGUUCGCCGCGCCGCAGAAGAUGGAAAUCAGAUCGAUUAGUUGCGAGGGAGCAGAGCCGUUCGAUGCUGCUACACUCGCGCUGCUCUUAUCCGCGCCUUGCGCUCCCGCUAGCACCGGAUAUGCCGCUUCUCCUUCAGGGAGUCCCGCGUCUGCGAUUCCCGGCGCAAAUUCCGGUAACACCACGGAUAUUUCUGCCACGUCAUCGUCGACGUAUUCGUCUUCUUACCCCGUCCCUGCGAACGCAACUGCCACGUCGGAUUCCGGAUCAUCGUACAGCGUCACUUUGCUCGCGUUAGCAGUCGCCGCGGCGUCUGUGUGCGUGCUGGCGUUCGUCGGAGCCGCGUUUUACUUCGCUCCCGAGUUCGCCAUCCGAACCGCGUCCGCCGCAACCGCCGCCGCGAGCGCCGCGUCUCUGACCGCGGAAAUCGCCACGUCAACCGCGGAUGAGGAUAACAUGUGGUUGCGCCAACAUGCCCCUCCCGGCGCCAAUGCACCCGACCCCGUCUCCUCUACCCUGCUGCAGCAGCGCAACAGCGAGGUGAUGGUGACAGGUAGUGAAGACAUACCAUGGUGCACAUCGAACCAUGCCGGGGCAAGCCCCAAUCCCGUUACUGACCUCGCGCCACUCCCCGCCACACCCUACACCCCACCCUCCUCGCCAUCCAUCCGUCUCCUCCUGGGCUCCGUGCGUCUGCUGCACCUACCGCGCGCGGAGUCCUCCGGUCUCGCCCUGGACCGGGGCCAUGAGAGCGAUGAGGAGCUGCGGCUCGUAGAGUCCCCCGCUGACCUGCUCUCCCACAUGCUGCUUGAACUUGAGCGGGGCGGCACUGGUGGUAGUGGUGGUGGUGGUGGUGGUGGUGGUGGUGCUGCUGCUGCUGCUGCUGCUGCUGCUGCUGCUGCUGCUGCUGCUGCUGCUGCUGCUGCUGCUGCUGCUGCUGCUGCUGCUGCUGCUGCUGCUGCUGCUGCUGCUGCUGCUGCUGCUGCUGCUGCUGCUGCUGCUGCUGCUGCUGCUGCUGCUGGUGGUGGUGGUGGGGUGAGUGGGAAAGGUGGGGCGGGGAGGUGUGCGGCAGUGGGAGGGAAGGCACGGGUGGUGGGCACAAGGACGGGUAUAAGAGCUCGGGGUACCAGCUACUGGCGAACAUGUGGAUCAGACAGGCUGCUGGCAGUGGCAGUGCUGCCUCCUCACAUUCCUCUGCUGACAUAA